Messenger RNA from Paraphaeosphaeria sporulosa, 1823 nucleotides. RefSeq lists its product as uncharacterized. Gene Ontology annotation, biological process: regulation of DNA-templated transcription. The transcript is spliced from 2 exons. Lineage: Eukaryota; Fungi; Ascomycota; Dothideomycetes; Pleosporales; Didymosphaeriaceae. Gene Ontology annotation, molecular function: zinc ion binding; DNA-binding transcription factor activity, RNA polymerase II-specific. Bases 327 to 1631 code for a protein of 434 amino acids. The record is from RefSeq and is a predicted model, not a curated record.
AGCAUCCAAACUAUGCUGAGGAGGUUACAUGAUGCCUAGAACGAUUCUCGGACAAUGCGAGACACUACGGGGCGGAAGGCGCAGCCGGGCGUGGGCGCAGCUCUAGCGAGAUUUCUCGCGCGACUUUUCUCAGCACUGCUUGACGACCUUGACACGACUUUCUUAUCGAACAAUGGGCACUUCUCUGUGUCUUGAUCUACCCUUCUAGUGCUGCUUCACCCCGCAGCCGGAUUGGUCGGGCGCUGACGCUCAGUCAGCGUGGACCAAGUUUCAAUGGGGCCAAAGCGCAGCCAUGCUUCUGCCCAUCGUGUCAAACAGCAUUCUUAAUGACGACUAGAACCCAAGCAAGAGCAUGUCUUCACGUGCAGAAUAUGGAAAGAGUCUACCGAAGGGCCUGCAAGGCGUGCACAGCAACCAAACGUCGCUGCACGAAAGAGAUACCGUCAUGUCUUCGCUGUACGACCAAGGGUCUCAGUUGCUCCUACCCUGCGACCCGCCAGAUUGAAUCAUCUAGUCUUGAGACUAUCACGGGUUUACAAGAAACCAUCGCGCCCCUCGAUGUAGAUCAAGACUACCUGUUUCUCGACGUCGACUUCAACAGCGUGGAAAGCAUUCUACCCACGUCCGACCUCUAUAUCAUGCCAUUUGAGGACCCAUAUGUGAGCAAUGAGCUUACCCCUGCGUCCGACAAACUCUGGUUCGUUACGAAUGACUCCUGGCACAUUGGACAUCUGGGCCCAGGUCAUGGACUGGAGUACAUCGGCGAAGAGUCGCUCGAAGUAUAUGUGGCAACCGUCCAGGGGUGGUUCCGACAGUGGACUACAGAUAAUACUUGCCCUCUAAUACACCGACAGCUAUAUCAGAAGCACAUGCCGCGCUGCAUCCAAGACGCAUUCACAGCGCUCAACUCGUACCUCAACAAGACCCCCGCCACACAAAAAGUCGUCCUCCAGAUCAUCGAGGACCGUGCCAGGGAUCUCAUAUAUUCAUACGCCACGCAAGGCCCGGUGGUUUUGCCUCUCCUCGAACACCUUGCCCGCGUCCAAGCCCUUCUCACAUACAAGCUCAUCUGCCUCUUCGAUGGCGAUAUCCGCCUGCGCGCCCGCGCGGAAGCACACGAACUCACCCUCACAUCUUGGGACUCGCUUCUCUGGCAGAGAACAACCGAAGAAAUGACCGCCGGAAACCUACCCUCUCUUUCUCCGUACCCGCCUGUUCCCCUGACGCCGUGGAAAGCAUGGUGCGUCGUCGAAAGCAUACGCCGGACAUGUCUUACUGUUCGCAUCCUGCAAUCAGUGUAUGCGACGAUGAGGGAUGGGGCGGCGGCAUGUCCGGGGGGUGUGGUGUGUACGUUUGGGGCCGGGCUGUGGGAAGCAGGGAAUGAGCGGGAGUGGAGGCAGAGGGCGAAUGGAAAGAGAAUGUUUAUGCAGAGUCUGAGCGUACGAGAAUGGCUUGGAAAUGAGGACCCGGGAAGCGUAGAUGAGUUUGGACACGCGGUUCUGCUGGUAACAUGUGGAUUGGAGCGCAAGGGGAAUUGGACGGAUAAUGGGAGUGCUUCAAGACGAAUUAGGGAAGCUGGAGCAGGUCACAGGUCACCAACCGAUGAGUUCAGUCGACGAUACACAACGUGAGUGGCAAAGAUGUCGUGUACUCGUCACAUGAAUACAAUAUGCUAUCAUGCUCACUCGCACACGCUCCGCAUCGAAAUUCACUCCCUUUACAACCCCUCCUUCUCCUUAACAGCCUCACCCAUCGCCUGCGCAUCAGUGCGAUAAUUCUUAAACUUCCUCGCUGGCACUCUCUUAAUGAACAUCUCGUCGAGC